CCCAUGUUUUAUAAUUGAGCUUUCCGGCCACUUCAUCUCUGCACUCGUGUGUACUGUUUUCAUCGAGAAAUAAAAAACCCCAAUUGCAGAAUAUACAUAACUAAUCACCGAAGCUCUCUGAACUAUACGUACAAGCACAGACAUACACACAGCGAGGCUAGGGUUUUGGAUGAUAAGCUCUUCUAAUUUGACCUGUUCAUCACAAUGGGAGCAAGCAGAAAAUUACAGGGCGAGAUCGAUAGAGUUCUAAAGAAGGUUCAAGAAGGCGUCGAUGUUUUCGAUAGCAUUUGGAAUAAGGUUUACGAUACGGACAAUGCUAAUCAGAAGGAAAAGUUCGAGGCGGACUUGAAGAAGGAAAUUAAGAAACUGCAGAGGUACAGAGACCAGAUUAAGACAUGGAUUCAAUCGAGCGAAAUUAAGGAUAAGAAGGUUAGUGCCUCCUAUGAGCAGGCUCUGAUGGAUUCUCGAAAACUUAUUGAGCGUGAAAUGGAACGAUUUAAAAUUUGUGAGAAAGAAACAAAAACAAAAGCAUUCUCCAAGGAAGGUCUUGGUCAACAACCUAAAACAGAUCCAAAGGAGAAAGCUAAAUCGGAAACAAGGGACUGGUUGAACAAUGUGGUAUCGGAGCUGGAAUCUCAAAUUGAUAGCUUUGAAGCUGAGAUGGAGGGGCUGACCGUCAAGAAAGGGAAAACCAGGCCACCCAGAUUGACACAUUUGGAAGCUUCUAUAACUCGGCACAAGGCUCAUAUAAUGAAGUUAGAAUUGAUCCUGAGACUCUUGGAUAAUGAUGAGUUGAGUCCUGAGCAGGUCAAUGAUGUCAAGGAUUUCUUGGAUGACUACGUGGAACGUAAUCAGGAGGACUUUGAAGAGUUCAGCGAUGUGGAUGAACUCUACAGUUCGUUACCAUUAGAAAAGGUGGAGGCUCUUGAAGAUCUAGUGAAUAUAGGUCCUCCUGGCCUUGUGAAGGGUGUUGGUGCAACCAGUGCCAUUUUAAGUUUGAAAACCUCUUUGACGUCUUCUUCAGCUCCACCGCCGGCUGUGGUGAGUUCAGCAAACCAGCAGGGUUCUUCCGUCCAAGAGCAAGUUGAGGAAACAGCUUCUCAAGACAGUACAGAUAUAGCUCCAAAAACUCCAUCUUCUAAAAGUAAUAUCAUUGGUGCUUCCGCUCCAACAACACCAACAGGUAGCCAUGUGACUGGGACCCUGAAUACCAAUGCUCAUGUUUUACCUGGUGCAUCUACUGCUUCAACAAUACUUUUAGGUCCCAGUCCUGCUCGGGGAGUGUUGGAAGCUGCAGCUGUUGUAUCCUCAGCUCCAAUAAGUGUAUCUAUUCCGACCAAGGAAGAAGAGGUUGCCAGUUCUCCUGGUCGUAAAUCAUCCCCCGCUCUAUCUGAAUCUUUAAGGGGUGUUGGUAGAGGUAACCUGGCUAGCCCGUUAUCAAGUAGUAAUGCUUUAGGUUCCGGCAGUACAAUUCCCAGCAAUGGAGCCUUUGGGGCAUUAGCUCCUUCUGCCUCUGAAAUUACAAAAAGAAAUAUACUAAGCACCGAAGAGAAAUUUACUAGCACUGGGCCAGUGCAGCCUCUGGUAUCCCCUCUAGGUAAUAGAAUAAUGUUGCCGCAAGCUGCCAAAGCUAAUGAAAUGACUGACAGUGGAAAUGUCGGAGAGACUACAGGCAUGCCUGGUAGGGUCUUUUCUCCAUCUGUAGUUACUGGGAUGCAGUGGAGGCCUGGAAGUUCAUUUCAGAACCAAAAUGAAGCAGGACAAUUUCGUGGAAGAACCGAAAUUGCACCAGAUCAGAGGGAGAAGUUUUUACAGCGUUUCCAACAGGUACAACAAGGUCAAAGUACCAUGCUCGGCAUGCCUCCACUUUCUGGUGUAAAUCACAAGCAGUACUCAUCACAGCAACAGAAUCCUCUCAUGCAGCAGUUCAAUUCUCAGAGUUCAGCUACCUCUUCUCUAGUUGGGCUAGGAGUUGGAGUUCAAGCACCUGGUAUUAACACGGUUACAUCUGCCUCAUUGCAACCACAGUCAAAUUUGACUCUUCAACAACAGUCCAGUCAGCAUGCAUCAAUGUCGACUAGUCAUAAGGAUCCAGAAAUAGGUCAUGCAAAAGUUGAAGACUUGCAGCAUCAGCAGCAUUUAUCCGAUGAUUUAGCUGCUGAAUCUACCCCUAUUUUAGGCGUUGUCAAGAAUAAUAUGAAUGAGGAUGAAUCAAAAACUUCAUAUUCUUCAGAUAUGCCGGCCGGUGUAAGUGGAUCCUUAACGGAGACUGGACAAAUGCCAAGGGACAUUGAUUUGUCUCUUGGGCAACCUCUACAAUCCAACCAGUCAUCUGGCAGCCUUGGUGUUAUUGGGCGGAGAAGUGUUUCUGACCUUGGUGCCAUAGGUGAUACCCUUGGCGGACAAUCUCUGAAUUCUGCGGGGAUGCAUGAUCAGUUAUACAAUUUGCAGAUGCUUGAGUCUGCUUAUUACAAACUUCCUCAGCCAAAAGAUUCUGAACGUGCUAAGAGUUACAUUCCUAGGCACCCUGCUGUUACACCCUCCAGCUAUCCUCAAGUUCAGGCCCCUAUUGUUAACAAUCCUGCCUUUUGGGAAAGACUUGGAGCUGAUAAUUAUGGCACUGAUACCCUAUUUUUUGCCUUUUACUAUCAACAGAAUACUUAUCAGCAGUAUCUGGCUGCCAAAGAAUUGAAGAAGCAAUCGUGGAGAUUUCAUAAGAAGUACAAUACAUGGUUUCAACGUCACGAGGAGCCAAAAGUGGCCACUGAUGAUUAUGAGCAGGGCACAUACGUGUACUUUGAUUUCCAUAUCAGUGAUGAGUCACAACAUGGAUGGUGCCAAAGAAUCAAGACGGAGUUCAGAUUUGAGUAUAACUAUCUUGAAGACGAACUUAUCGUUUGAAAAGUAUAUAGUUCCUAGACAUUGAAGAUUGGAGUUGAAACUCUAGUUUACCAUGCAACCAUGCCUAGUUUUUUUUCCUUCUCGUCGGGACGGUUUUCAUUUGAACUGUUCUCAGCAUUUAACUCCAAUGAAAUUGUGUAAUUUUACAACUUAAUUCCAUCACAAAUUGCCGAA
Molecule: messenger RNA, 3075 nt
Organism: Daucus carota subsp. sativus
Lineage: Eukaryota; Viridiplantae; Streptophyta; Magnoliopsida; Apiales; Apiaceae
Product: general negative regulator of transcription subunit 3
Exons: 16
Coding region: 205-2901 (898 amino acids)
Biological process (GO): regulation of DNA-templated transcription; nuclear-transcribed mRNA poly(A) tail shortening
Cellular component (GO): CCR4-NOT core complex; nucleus; P-body
Source: RefSeq, a predicted model, not a curated record